Messenger RNA from Myotis myotis, 1613 nucleotides. It is a transcript of the gene SPI1, whose product is annotated as Spi-1 proto-oncogene. Gene Ontology annotation, biological process: cell differentiation; regulation of transcription by RNA polymerase II. Gene Ontology annotation, molecular function: sequence-specific DNA binding; DNA-binding transcription factor activity, RNA polymerase II-specific. The record is from RefSeq and is a predicted model, not a curated record. The transcript has 5 exons. NCBI's taxonomy places the organism in Eukaryota, Metazoa, Chordata, Mammalia, Chiroptera, Vespertilionidae. Gene Ontology annotation, cellular component: nucleus. Bases 201 to 1016 code for a protein of 271 amino acids.
GCCCUUCGAUAAAAUCAGGAACUUGUGCUGGCCCUGCAAUGUCAAGGGAGGGGGCUCACGCAGGGCGCCUGUAGCUCAGGGGCAGGCCCAAGCCCUGCGCCCGCGAGUCAGUCCAGCCCCUGACGGGGCUUCCCAUCCCAAGGGGCUCCGCACUGGCCCCCACCGAGGCAGGGGACCGGACCGGACCAGAGCUCGGCUGGAUGUUACAGGCGUGCAAAAUGGAAGGGUUUCCCCUCGUCCCCCCUCAGCCAUCGGAAGACCUGGUUCCCUAUGACACGGAGCUGUACCAACGCCAAACGCAUGAAUACUACCCCUAUCUCAGCAGUGAUGGAGAGAGCCACAGUGACCACUACUGGGACUUCCACCCGCACCACGUGCACAGCGAGUUCGAGAGCUUUGCGGAGAACCACUUCACGGAGCUGCAGAGCGUGCAGCCCCCGCAGCUGCAGCAGCUCUACCGCCACAUGGAGCUGGAGCAGAUGCACGUGCUGGACACCCCCAUGGCGCCCGCCCACGCCGGCCUCGGCCACCAGGUCUCCUACCUACCCCGCAUGUGCCUCCCGUACCCCUCCCUGUCCCCGGCCCAGCCCAGCACGGAUGAGGAGGAGGGCGAGCGGCAGAGUCCCCCACUGGAGGUGUCCGAUGGGGAGGCCGAUGGCCUGGAGCCAGGGCCGGGCCUCCUGCAUGGGGAAACAGGCAGCAAGAAGAAGAUCCGCCUGUACCAGUUCCUGCUCGACCUGCUUCGCAGUGGGGACAUGAAGGACAGCAUCUGGUGGGUGGACAAGGACAAGGGCACCUUCCAGUUCUCGUCCAAGCACAAGGAGGCGCUGGCACACCGCUGGGGCAUCCAGAAGGGCAACCGGAAGAAGAUGACCUACCAGAAGAUGGCCCGCGCCCUGCGCAACUACGGCAAGACGGGCGAGGUCAAGAAGGUCAAGAAGAAGCUGACCUACCAGUUCAGCGGGGAGGUGCUGGGCCGCGGGGCCAUGGCCGAGCGGCGCCACCCGCCCCACUGAGCCCCGGCGAGUGACCCGACCCGCUGGGCCCACCAGGCCUCCCUGCUGGCCAUAGCAUUAACCCCUCACCCGGCCCGGACACAGGGAGGGAAGCUCCCAGGGGCCAGGGCAGGACUGUGGUGGGCCAGGCGCGCCUCACCUCCCACUCCCUCCUCCUCCAGGCCCAACCCACAUCCCUGCUUCGCCUCCCACCAGGACCCCAGCCCUGGCCCCAAAAGGCACCUGGGGGAGUCUGACCCCUGGAGAGGGUCGGCCUGGAUUAGUGCUGCCAGGUGCUGCCUUGAGAGUCGAAGCCAUCAGACCUGUGUACAUACCCACCCUGUAAGCACCUCUCCCUUCUCACACCUCUGUCCCAUCAGCUUCCUCAAGAAACUUGCAGCACAAAGAGUUUCUUUUAAAAUGGAUUGUCCGCCCCCCCCCACCCCCACCCUCACCCCCAUGAUCUCUCCUUUUCCCAUUUAUGUAUUGGCAUUUUCUAAGGACACCCAGUGCUCAGAUGCUGGGGAUGUGAGGACACAGGGAUCAGCCUGGAGUUAGAGCUGUGGACAGAAUGAGUCCUCAGUUCUUAUUAGGGAAAUAAAUCAUUGCAAAACUCUC